UAUAGUCAUGCGCCUGUUAUAUCAUAGCAAAAAUAGGUUUAAAGAAACAAGAACAACAUGUAACCUAAUUAUUUUUACCCAAAUCGAAAGUGACUCCCUGAAGACGAAUGACAUACCGAUGAGUCAUGCUACCAAAGUAGAAUGCAUACGACUGUCAUAUAUACAAAGGUGGGCUUGACGGAACAAGAACAGCAUAGCUAAGUAGUCAAAACCAAAAAGUGGUUCCCUAAAGACGGUGGCAGAAAAUCAUGAGGAAAUCUAGUCUGAAUAGGAUUGCAAAUGAUUCCAACGCAGAGGAAAGGCCAGCACAUUCUUUGUUUGCUGGUGUUUCCCAAACCUCUGGAACCCAAACUGAUCAGAAAAAUCGACAAAAUGCGAAAAAGAAAGCUAAUACCAGUACUGUUGAUCCGAGAUCCCAAUCCAAUCAAAAUCAGCGAAAAGGAAAGUCAAAAGAUUCCGUAAGAAUUACUCCAGCAUCGGGAUGGAUAAAGCAGCCCCCGAAUACCUCCGCUGAAGGUUCGUUGAGGUUUGGAUUUACUCAUUACAGGACGCAAGGAAUGAUUAGAAUACACAUUGAUCAAUACCGAAGGAAAUCACCCGGAAAGCAGAUGAACAUGUAUGUGAAGAUUAAUAUAUGCUGCGAUGGAAAGCGGAUUGUCGAUAAAAAAAGAAAAUACAAAACCAGGCCUGUGAAAGACAGAACAUCAUUUGUAUACAAAAAAGAUUUAAAUAUCACUGUGAAAGAUGGCUUUGAAAAUAAAUUCUUAUUGGUGACAGUUUGGGAAAAUGGAGUACGACAUAAGCUCGUUAGUGGAAUACUUAUGGACAUCGAUGGUUCUUCAAAUAGUCCGGUCAAAUGGCAAGACCUCAAAUCGGAAUCGGAGAUCGACAUGGAAAUUCUGGAAACUGCAAAACUCAAACCGAGUAUUCUUCUGGAUGGGGAAACUGACAGAAGUUACCAGCAAUCAAACAUCAUACUGGAACAAUCACCAAAGUUUUCUUCCGGAAAUAAAGCUGAUGAUAAUAAGAGUAAGGAGGUCGAUCUAAAACCUAAGGGACUACCAAAUCUUGGUAAUACCUGUUACGCAAACAGUGUGCUCCAGGACUCUGACAGAAGUUACAAGCAAGCAAACAUCAUACCGGAACAAUCACCAAAGUUUUCUUCCGGAUAUAAAGCUGAUGAUAAUAAGAUUAAGGAGGUCGAUCUAAAACCUAAGGGACUACCAAAUCUUGGUAAUACCUGUUACGCAAACAGUGUGCUCCAGGACUCUGACAGAAGUUACAAGCAAGCAAACAUCAUACCGGAACAAUCACCAAAGUUUUCUUCCGGAUAUAAAGCUGAUGAUAAUAAGAUUAAGGAGGUCGAUCUAAAACCUAAGGGACUACCAAAUCUUGGUAAUACCUGUUACGCAAACAGUGUGCUCCAGGACUCUGACAGAAGUUACAAGCAAGCAAACAUCAUACCGGAACAAUCACCAAAGUUUUCUUCCGGAUAUAAAGCUGAUGAUAAUAAGAUUAAGGAGGUCGAUCUAAAACCUAAGGGACUACCAAAUCUUGGUAAUACCUGUUACGCAAACAGUGUGCUCCAGGACUCUGACAGAAGUUACAAGCAAGCAAACAUCAUACCGGAACAAUCACCAAAGUUUUCUUCCGGAUAUAAAGCUGAUGAUAAUAAGAUUAAGGAGGUCGAUCUAAAACCUAAGGUGAGUAUAGAUGAUAACUCAACAAUGAAAGCCACCAGCAGACCAGGUUACCUUUACCGAUUUUAUAGGAAUGAAUCUUAGUAUAUAUCUUUGUAAGAGUAAAUUCAUGAUACUUUUACACAAACUCAAUAUUAUAAUAUUUUAUGCAAAUCUUCCUUAAAUCUUUAUUUCGUCAUGAUCUGUCAAGCGGCACUUUGUACUCUGUUGGCUAUGUCUUUAGUUUGUUUAUUUUAUUUUCAUUGUACCUAUCACAGGGGCACUAUUUAAUAAAUAUAUAUUAACAGAUUUAUAUACCUCACACACUAUGAAACCAAUAUCGAGAUUGAUGUCGAGUAAACGAUCAAGACAAAUGUUGAUGAAGCAAAGAAUAUUUAAUUGAAUUAUUUGUUUUAUUACAUGUAUGCUAUACAUUUUAUCAUAGAC
Messenger RNA from Mizuhopecten yessoensis (Yesso scallop), 2126 nucleotides. RefSeq lists its product as uncharacterized. Bases 249 to 1784 code for a protein of 511 amino acids. Lineage: Eukaryota; Metazoa; Mollusca; Bivalvia; Pectinida; Pectinidae. Gene Ontology annotation, molecular function: cysteine-type deubiquitinase activity; cysteine-type endopeptidase activity. Gene Ontology annotation, cellular component: nucleus; cytosol. The transcript is spliced from 19 exons. The record is from RefSeq and is a predicted model, not a curated record. Gene Ontology annotation, biological process: protein deubiquitination.